Molecule: messenger RNA, 1889 nt
Organism: Penaeus chinensis
Lineage: Eukaryota; Metazoa; Arthropoda; Malacostraca; Decapoda; Penaeidae
Gene: bisc
Product: TM2 domain-containing protein CG10795-like
Exons: 3
Coding region: 655-1254 (199 amino acids)
Source: RefSeq, a predicted model, not a curated record
CUAAGUAGAAACUUGGAAUUAGAAUUCAUUAUAAUAAUCAAAUCUGGAAAAAAAUUGUAUCAAAAGACUUUCAUCUAAAAAACAAUAGAUGAGAUUCAUAAACAAGAUUCAAUUAUUGUAAGUUAGAUGUAUUGUAAUAAGAAUAAACACUCCAAGCCAAAUCAACACUAACACAAGAUCAAAAUUGAAAGAGAACCUUCAUGCAGAUAUUGUAAAACUCAAGAAAAAUAUGUUGUUCACCUACUGUUCAGUGCCCAAAAUCCCAUUCACAUGCUAUAAAAUAAUUAGAUGCACUAAAAAGAAUAACAAUUCUUAAUCGAACAACAUGUCUCCUGAUUUCAGGUGCAGAUUAAUCAUCAACAAAAAAAAGUACUAUAAGCAGAGACAAAAAUCUUCUUAGAAAAAACAAAAAUAAAUGACAUCAUAUAUCAAGACAAAGAACAAAGGAAGAAAUAAAUGAAGAAAUACAAACAGAAGCAAAGAAGAUAAGAAAAAAGAAGAGAUCCAGAGAAUGUAGAUUAAUUGUAGUCUAAGACCCUAUAAGAAAAACAUGUAAGAAAUUAGUGUAUUGAUUUACUAGAGAACAAUGCACCCCUUGGCAAGCAGACCGAGAAUGAUGACUGCAUACAAUCAUCAUCAGCACAUCACUUCAGCAUGAAACGAUUGAUAACCUUCGGCUUUCCAAAAAUCCCGGUCAUGCAGGGAGGAAAUGCACAAUAUGUCCUGUGGUUGAUCGUAGCUGCGGUCCUCAUUACUGGAGCUCUUGGGGACUACACCACAAAUUGUUCCUCUCUCCUACUGGGACAGUACCUGUGUCUCGACCUCAACAUAGCACCUGAGACCCAGCAGCCGCGAGGAUGCACCGAAAAAGGCCGGGCAAAGGUUGUGUGUCAGGCCGCCCCGGGGAUCAUAUGCACAGAGACAAACAAUGGGACUUUUGAACGAGAAAUCCCAUGCAAAUACACAAAUGGAUACUCGUAUGAAACUGCACUACUCCUCUCAGUCUUCCUGGGUAUGUUUGGGGUGGAUCGGAUCUACCUCGGCUAUUACGCAGUUGGAUUGGCAAAAUUCUGCACCCUAGGCUUCCUCUUCCUGGGUCAGCUUAUUGACAUUAUUCUAAUUGCUACACAGACUGUGGGUCCAGCCGAUGGCUCACAUUAUGUGAUUAGUUACUAUGGGGCGGGGAUUGAGGUGAUUCAGAUGGACAAUAUGACUUACAGAAUGCCGCAAGCUGAUUGGAAGGCUGAAUUAUGAUUUUUUUUCUGUAAAUAUUUUUACUGCUAACUGUUAGGGUGAUAGCUGUCUUUCGCCAUUUUAGGUUUAUUUGGCGAACAAGAGGGACAAAAUACAUGCCUAAAUGCCAACAGGCAGAGGAUAACUUUUGCUUCUUAUUUUAGACAGUGUGGAAAAUAUACCCUGUUGCCGCUGUUAACAGUGUUGUUGCAGUUGACACUAAUUCAGUGAUUGAUUAAGGUGGGGCUUGUGAAUGAACAUAAUGUGAUGGUAAUUUGAACUGUGGUAUAUGAAGUUAACAAAUUUUAUAUCUUUUACAUUUUCUCUCUCUUAUCUGUUUUAAAUUAUUUGUAUGCAAUGUCAGACUUAAAUAAACUUCUACUGGUAAAGACUUUAUAGCAUCUUUAUUUAAAUAUUCAUACAUAAAGCUUGAGAAUUUUGUCAGUUAUUAUAUAAUUUUUGUAUUUACAGAUUUUUACUAUUAUUAAAUAAUAUAAGUCAUGAAAACUGUGUUAUUUAUCAGUGGUGUGUUCUGUAGCAAAUUUUUAAUGAUUUUCUUUUGAGUAUUUUAUUGGUUAACUGGUUAUAAGAUGAAUUUGAAAACAAUUUGCUGUAAUGUCUUAUUAUAUACAAAAAUAAAAUGGUGAGAGAUUUGA